GAAAUGAAUUAAAAAAUCAUAUGUGAAGUGAAAAUUAUGUAUUGAAUCUGAGGAAGUACAAUGUGUAGGGGAGCAAGAACAACCCACUAUAAAAUCCCACACACCCUAUUCUUCUGUUCACGUACCUGUUGAAUCUCAGUAUUCAGAGAAAGGAGAAAGAGAGAUCUUUUUGUGCUGUGAAGAAGGGUCUUUCCUUGUUUCUUCGUGUCUUCACUUUUACCAUGUCGCUGCUAUCAGAUCUCAUCAACCUCAACCUAUCCGACGACACCGAGAAGGUCAUCGCAGAGUACAUAUGGAUCGGUGGAUCAGGACUGGAUCUAAGGAGCAAAGCAAGGACUCUACCAGGACCAGUUAGCGACCCUUCAAAGCUGCCUAAAUGGAACUAUGAUGGUUCCAGCACAGGUCAAGCCCCUGGAGAAGACAGUGAAGUGAUUAUAUACCCACAAGCUAUUUUCAAGGAUCCAUUCAGAAGGGGUAACAAUAUCUUGGUUAUGUGUGAUGCUUACACUCCAGCUGGAGAACCCAUUCCCACUAACAAGAGGCACAAUGCUGCCAAGAUAUUCAGCCACCCUGAUGUUGUUGCAGAAGAGCCCUGGUACGGUAUUGAGCAGGAAUACACCUUAUUGCAGAAGGAUGUCAACUGGCCACUUGGGUGGCCUGUUGGCGGUUUCCCUGGACCUCAAGGACCUUACUAUUGUGGUGCUGGUGCUGAUAAGGCUUUUGGGCGUGACAUUGUUGACGCACAUUACAAAGCCUGUCUUUAUGCUGGCAUCAACAUCAGUGGAAUUAAUGGAGAGGUUAUGCCGGGUCAGUGGGAAUUCCAAGUUGGACCUGCGGUUGGGAUAUCAGCUGGUGACGAGUUGUGGGUAGCUCGUUACAUCUUGGAGAGGAUCACUGAGAUUGCUGGUGUGGUGCUUUCCUUUGACCCUAAGCCAAUCAAGGGUGAUUGGAAUGGUGCCGGUGCUCACACCAACUACAGCACGAAGACAAUGAGAAACGAUGGUGGCUAUGAAGUAAUCAAAUCAGCAAUCGAAAAAUUGGGGAAGAAGCACAAGGAGCAUAUCGCUGCUUAUGGAGAAGGCAACGAACGCCGUCUGACAGGACGACACGAAACUGCAGACAUCAACACCUUCUUAUGGGGAGUUGCAAACCGUGGAGCUUCUAUUAGAGUUGGGAGGGACACGGAAAAAGCAGGGAAGGGAUACUUUGAGGACAGAAGGCCAGCUUCUAACAUGGACCCGUAUGUUGUUACUUCCAUGAUUGCAGACACAACCAUUCUGUGGAAGCCAUGAGCAACAACACCUGCACUUUGUCUUUUCCUUUGGGAUGGAGAAAGGAACAUUAAGUAGGAUUUGGUCCUUUAUUUCACACCUCUUACUUUUUAGGAUUUGGAUUUCUGGUAAUUGUUGUGGUUCGCUUGCUUGGGGCCUUGCUGGUUGGUACAACUAACCACCAAGGAUUCUUCAUUGCUUUCCAUUUCUUUCCCAUGUUUUCCGAUUGUUAUAAUAAUAUCCUUAAUAAUCAUAAUAAUAUAUGAAACUGUAUUCUCAUGGUA
Vigna angularis (adzuki bean) is the source of this 1555-nucleotide messenger RNA. Its product is annotated as glutamine synthetase nodule isozyme. The record is from RefSeq and is a predicted model, not a curated record. Gene Ontology annotation, molecular function: glutamine synthetase activity. The transcript is spliced from 12 exons. The coding region runs from base 222 to 1292 and encodes 356 amino acids. Gene Ontology annotation, cellular component: cytoplasm. Lineage: Eukaryota; Viridiplantae; Streptophyta; Magnoliopsida; Fabales; Fabaceae.